This is a messenger RNA of Abrus precatorius (Indian licorice), 1680 nucleotides long. Its product is annotated as protein NRT1/ PTR FAMILY 5.10-like. The record is from RefSeq and is a predicted model, not a curated record. Gene Ontology annotation, molecular function: tripeptide transmembrane transporter activity; dipeptide transmembrane transporter activity. The coding region runs from base 1 to 1680 and encodes 559 amino acids. Gene Ontology annotation, biological process: transmembrane transport; dipeptide transport. NCBI's taxonomy places the organism in Eukaryota, Viridiplantae, Streptophyta, Magnoliopsida, Fabales, Fabaceae. Gene Ontology annotation, cellular component: membrane. The transcript has 4 exons.
AUGGGCGAGAAUGGUGGCUCAGAAGCUGCUCUGGUGGCGAACAGCGUUGACUACAAAGGUGGAGCCGCAAUCAGAUCGAAAUCAGGCUCCUGGAGAUCGGCUGGGUUUAUCAUAAGUGUGGAAGUGGCGGAGAGGAUUUCGUAUUAUGGAAUUCAGGGGAACCUUAUCUCCUACCUCACCGGACCACUCCGCCAGAGUACGGCCACCGCUGCCCAAAAUGUCAACGUCUGGUGUGGAACCUCCUUCUUGCUUCCCCUGCUCGGAGCAUUCUUGGCUGAUUCUUAUCUUGGCCGCUACCGCACCAUUAUUUUAGCUUCCUCCCUCUAUAUUUUGGGACUAGGCUUGUUGACAGUGUCAGCUAUGCUGAUAUCUCUCGCAAAUGCUGAAUGCCCAGUUAGCAAUAAAUUAACAUCAUGCUCUCCUGGGUUUCAAGUAAUCUUAUUCUUUGUGUCACUUUAUCUGGUGGCCAUUGCACAAGGUGGACAUACGCCCUGUGUGCAGGCCUUUGGAGCAGAUCAAUUCGAUGAACUGCACCCAAACGAGUACAAAGAUAGAAGCUCAUUAUUUAAUUGGUGGUAUUUUGCCUCGGCUGCAGGUUGCAUAUCAACUGUUUGGAUCUUAAACUACAUACAGGACAACAUUAGUUGGGUUCUUGGAUUUGGAAUCCCGUGUGUGGCAAUGAUCAUUACAUUGCUUAUUUUCUUGCUCGGAACAAGGACCUACAGGUUUAACAUUCAGGGACAUAGUGACAAGAACCCUUUUCUCACAAUUGGUCGUGCAUUCGUUGCAGCUAUAAGAAAUCGGCGCCACACUAUCACAGAGGAAACUUGUGGAAUAAUUCCAAAUAAUCCUCAUCAAAGUUCUGGAGAAUCCAACUCCCUUAACACAGCAUUGUUGGCAACAAAUAGUUAUGUGGAAGAGGAGAGUUGUAGCCUGACAGAGGUGGAAGAAGCAAAGGGGGUACUGAGGUUGGUUCCUAUUUGGGCUACAUGUCUGCUUUAUACUGUUGGGCUUGCUCAAGAUUCUACACUCUUUGUCAAGCAAGGGGCUAAAAUGGACAGAAACAUAUUUCCCGGGUUUGAUAUGCCUCCUGCUGCUCUUCGAUCACUUACUGGUCUGGGCAUUGUUCUCUUUAGUCCUAUCUAUGAUCGCAUAUUUGUUCCAGUGGCAAGAUCUAUGACUGGAAAACCCUCGGGCAUCACCAUGCUACAAAGGAUUGGAACAGGAAUCCUUAUCUCCAUGUUUACAUUAGUAAUUGCAGCAAUUGUUGAGAAGAAAAGAUUAGAAACAGCGCAGGAGUAUGAUCUUGUUGAUGAACCGAAUAAAACUGUUCCUAUGAGUGUGUGGUGGCUGAUUCCCCAAUUUUUCCUUUUCGGGAUUGCGGAGGUUUUUACCAAGGUUGGUCUGCAGGAAUUUUUCUAUGAUCAGGUACCAAAUGAAUUAAGAAGCAUGGGUCUUGCUCUCUACUUGAGUAUCUUUGGUGUAGGGAACUUUCUAAGCGGCUUGCUCAUUUCUGUGAUAGAAGAAUUGACUGGCAAAGAUGGACAUGACAGUUGGUUUGCUAAUAAUCUCAAUAAGGCGCAUCUUGAUUACUUUUACUGGUUACUUGCUGGACUCAAUGUGAUUGGAUUGGCUCUCUUCAUUUUCUUUACAAGAUCCUACAUUUAUAAGGUGCCUUAA